CCGCUGAGUGCGCUCGCGCAGCACCGGACGCCUCCAGGGAGCUGUUGCUUGAUAACGCGUUUUUCGUUCCUCGCUGAAGUGUCUUUGGUCCUGAUUUGUUACACCCCGUUUGUCACGGCUUUCACUAUUUGCAAACUUUUAAGGGAAAGGGAGCUUUUACAAUUUGAAAGGCAACAGCCUUGAUGAACACUUUCAGUUACAUCCCUCUAUGUCGUUUUACUAGCACCUGGCUUGCCAAGGAAAGGAAUGUAGCAUGAUUAUGGAGCUUGCCAUGGCUUCCAGUCACACCGUGUUGAUGCGGCUGGUAGCUUCAGCAUAUUCUAUUGCUCAAAAAGCAGGAGCAAUCGUCAGGCGUGUUAUUGCUGAAGGAGACCUGGGCAUUGUGGAGAAGACAAGUGCCACAGACCUGCAGACCAAAGCUGACCGACUGGCACAGAUGAGCAUAUGCUCUUCACUGGCACAGAAGUUCCCCAAACUCACAAUUAUAGGGGAAGAGGACCUGCCUUCUGAAGAAGUGGACCAAGAGCUGAUUGAAGAUGGUCAGUGGGAGGAGAUACUGAAGCAACCGUGCCCAUCGCAGUACAGUGCUAUUAAAGAAGAAGAUCUUGUGGUCUGGGUUGAUCCUCUGGAUGGCACCAAGGAAUACACUGAAGGUCUUCUUGACAAUGUAACGGUUCUUAUAGGAAUUGCUUAUGAAGGAAAAGCCAUAGCAGGAAUUAUUAACCAGCCAUAUUACAACUACCAGAACAAUGAAAAGCAGAAGUUAAGGGAACACAGGAAUGAAAUCCAGGCAGGACCAGAUGCAGUGCUGGGAAGGACAAUCUGGGGAGUUUUAGGUUUGGGUGCCUUUGGGUUUCAGCUGAAAGAAGUCCCUGCUGGGAAGCACAUUGUCACAACUACCCGAUCCCAUAGCAAUAAGUUGGUUAAUGACUGCGUUACUGCAAUGAACCCUGACAACGUGCUGCGAGUGGGAGGAGCAGGAAAUAAGAUUAUUCAGCUGAUUGAAGGCAAAGCCUCUGCUUAUGUAUUUGCAAGUCCUGGAUGUAAGAAGUGGGAUACCUGUGCACCUGAAGUCAUUUUGCAUGCUGUGGGAGGCAAGUUAACUGACAUCCAUGGGAAUGCCCUUCGGUACAAUAAGGAAGUGAAGCAUAUGAACUCAGCAGGAGUCCUGGCCACCCUGAGGAAUUAUGACUACUAUGCAAGUCGAGUCCCAGAAUCUGUCAAAAGUGCACUUGUUCCUUGAAGGGCAGUCUCAUUCACUUAGUGAAUGACCCGGUUCACAAAUCAAUACAGAUUAAAAUGAACUGAAGUAAUUAGAGCUUCACCUUUUCAUUCUUUACUGGUAGUCUGCAAAUUUAUCCAGAAUUAAGGAAUUUGUCUAAUCAACCAGACCACGUUUGAGAGUUAGAGAAUUUAUAAAGGGGAUAAUAGUUCUUCCUUUCAUUGGAAAAAUGAAAGAUUUAGUUCUAAUUGACUAUCCAGGUCAAUUAUUUAAGCAACAUUCCUGUCAUAAGCCAGAUUUCCUAGGAUACAAAAUAAUAAAUUGUUACCUGGUCGUCUUCUUGCUUUUCACUGUAAUUUUAAAAGUUUGACUGUUUCAAUUACAUAUACACUAAAAUGUCAUUGUGUAUUUUCACAUAAAUUUUUGUACAAUAAAUUAUGUGAUUCUA
Echinops telfairi (small Madagascar hedgehog) is the source of this 1670-nucleotide messenger RNA. RefSeq names its product 3'(2'), 5'-bisphosphate nucleotidase 1 (gene BPNT1). The coding region runs from base 254 to 1243 and encodes 329 amino acids. Lineage: Eukaryota; Metazoa; Chordata; Mammalia; Afrosoricida; Tenrecidae. The transcript is spliced from 12 exons. Gene Ontology annotation, molecular function: 3'(2'),5'-bisphosphate nucleotidase activity. The record is from RefSeq and is a predicted model, not a curated record. Gene Ontology annotation, biological process: phosphatidylinositol phosphate biosynthetic process.